GCCCCAUCCUCCGUCAGUUCCUGGGGACGCGGAAGGGGCUUUCCCGCCGCGACGGUCGCACUGCGCUUUGCCUCCUGUUGCUUGGACUGCGUGCCAGUGAAAACCCAGAAGACAGGUGACAGCUGAGCUAGUGACAAUGGAGUCACAGGAAUCAGUGACCUUCGAGGAUGUAGCUGUAGAUUUCACCCAGGAAGAAUGGGCCCUGCUGGACACAUCCCAGAGGGAGCUGUUCAGAGACGUGAUGCUGGAGAACAUCAGUCAUCUGGUCUCGAUCGUUGACCUUGUAUCGAUGAUCACGCACUGUUAUCAGCACAGAGCUCAAAAUCCACAUGUCGUUUUCCUACAAACAGUCAGUCAACUCUACAAAUCAGAUGUGAUUUCCCUUUCGGAGGAAAGAGAGCAACUUUCAAGAGAGGGGAUUGGUUUUCUGCAAGGCCAGAGUCCAGAUAGGGGAGAUGAUCUUAAAAAACAAGAAAUGAUAUCUAUUCAACAUUCCUACAAGAAGGACACAUCCUUACUCGAUUCAGUGCAGAGAUUUCACACUCAAGAGUAUCCUUUUGAAUUGAAUGAUUUGGGAGAAAAUAUUACUGAAAUCUUAAUGUUGACUCGGUAUGGGAUUGCUCACAUGGGAGAGAAACCCCAUAUCAGCCAUGAAUUCGGAAAAUCCAUCAGUUACGUUAAUCAACAUAAAGAAAUUGAUGCUAGAAGUCAGUUGUAUGAAUGUCAUCAACGUGAAGAUACCUUGUUUCAGAGCUCUGCCAUUAGACAACAUGAUAAUUGGCAAAGUGGAGAGAAAACAUUUGAAUGCCCUGUAUGUGGGAAAGUCUUCAGUAAAAGUUCUAACCUUAGACGUCAUGAGAUGAUUCACACUGGAGUGAAACCACAUGGAUGUCAUCGAUGUGGGAAGGCCUUCACUCAUUGUUCUGAUCUUAGAAAACAUGAGAGAACUCACACUGGAGAAAAAUCAUAUGGAUGCCAUCUCUGUGGGAAAGCCUUCAGUAAAAGUUAUAACCUUAGACGCCAUGAGAUGAUUCACACUCGAGAGAAGCCGCAUGGAUGUCAUUUAUGUGGGAAAGCCUUCACUCAUUGUUCUGACCUUAGAAAACAUGAAAGAACUCACUUUGGAGAGAAACCAUAUGGAUGCCACUUAUGUGGGAAGACGUUCGGUAAAACUUCCUACCUUAGACAACAUGAGAGGACUCACAAUCGAGAGAAACCAUAUGAAUGUCAUUUAUGUGGGAAAGCCUUUACUCAUUGUUCUCACCUUAGAAAACAUGAGAGAACUCACACUGGAGAGAAACCAUACGAAUGUCAUCUAUGUGGGAAAGCCUUCACUGAGUCUUCUGUCCUUAGACGACAUGAGAGAACUCACACUGGUGAGAAACCAUAUGAAUGUCAACUGUGUUGGAAAGCCUUCACUGAUUCUUCUGUUCUUAAACGACAUAAGAGAACUCACACUGGAGAGAAACCAUAUGAAUGUCGCCUAUGUGGGAAAGCCUUUAAUCACUCUUCUGUCCUUAGACGACAUGAGAGAACUCACACUGGCGAGAAACCAUAUGAAUGCAAUAUAUGUGGUAAAGCCUUUAAUAGAAGUUAUAACUUUGGACUGCAUAAGAGAAUUCACACUGGAGAGAAACCAUAUAAAUGUUAUCUAUGUGGAAAAGCCUUCAGUAAAUAUUUUAACCUUAGACAACAUGAAAGAACUCACACCAUAAAAGUUAUAAACGUGGAAGACUCACCACCCACAGCUUCUAACUCUAAACACUCUUGAGAACUCGGACAUUGAACUAACAAUAUGUUUAUAAUCAAUGUAGAAGAGCCUUUAUUCAUCCUGAUUAUUUAAUUUGAUCAAAGGUAAUUCAAAAUAAAGAGAAUCUAUAUGUAUUGCAUCUGUUUGACAAACACUUAACAAUGGACUGACCUGGGAGACAAUAUAUUACCUAGGAGAACUCAAACUGUAAAUGGAAUGAAUACGGAAGAGUCCUUAUACACAGUUCUAGUUGUUAAACAAGAUGGAGAAGUCACAGGUCAUAAAUUCUAUUUAUGUAGCCAGUUUAUUAAUCCCUUCACUUAUAAUUCAUCCUUUAAACAAAAUAAUAAACUACACAGGAGAGAAAUUCUAGAUGUAGAGUCAUUGUGUCCUCUCAUUCAACUUAGCACUAUUCUUGGUGUGCACAAGAAAAUUUAGUGUCAGAUAACUACUGAAACAAGAAAUAAGCGGGAAAAAUCCACUACUAGGAGGACAAAGCCUCUUGAAGAAUAGCAGAUAAUGUGUGUUGAAUAAGUUAUUCUAUGAAAAAUGGUAAAAGUGAUUUUAUUAAUAGAGCAAGACUAUUGCUCUAAAACAGAUUAGGAUUCACACUGUAUAAACACUCAGUGACUUCUAUAAAACACAAAUGGAGGAAACUUUUCAGUGAUUACUCAUUCCCUAGUUAACACUAAUGAUCUCGCACUGAGAAGAAAACAGUCCUGAGGAGAAAAUGGAUGAAUCUUUAGGUGGAUUUCACCUUAGAAAUUUUGGACUGGAAAAAAAAUUCUAAAAGAAUCAUUGAGCAUAUGAUUCAGCAAAAAAUUCAGAAGUUUACCAAAGAUUUGUCAUUGAAAACAUGUAGGAUAAAAUGCACAAUUGUGAAACACUUUGGGAGUAUUGAAUGCAGAAUUUUGGAAGAAAUAAUAAAGACACAAUGGUUGAUACUGAAGAAAUGCAAGCAUUAAUUGUUAAAAAAAAUCUGAUAUCUUGAUUAAGUUCCAGUUUUGCUGGUAUAAACACAUGUAUUUAAGUCAAUUAUAAAAUAUUGAAAGUAAACUAAAACACAAAACUAUGUUUUACCUAUAAUAUUUAAGUCAGAAUUUUGACAAUACUGAUGCCUAUAUAGGAAAAUUCACAACUAACAGUGUGGAAUCACAUUAAAACCUUGAUGCUUUUUCCUGGAAA
Pteropus alecto (black flying fox) is the source of this 2935-nucleotide messenger RNA. It is a transcript of the gene ZNF596, whose product is annotated as zinc finger protein 596. NCBI's taxonomy places the organism in Eukaryota, Metazoa, Chordata, Mammalia, Chiroptera, Pteropodidae. The record is from RefSeq and is a predicted model, not a curated record. Gene Ontology annotation, biological process: regulation of cytokine production; negative regulation of transcription by RNA polymerase II; regulation of immune system process. The transcript has 6 exons. Gene Ontology annotation, molecular function: DNA-binding transcription repressor activity, RNA polymerase II-specific. Bases 137 to 1771 code for a protein of 544 amino acids.